Equus quagga is the source of this 3310-nucleotide messenger RNA. RefSeq names its product TNF receptor superfamily member 1B (gene TNFRSF1B). The transcript has 11 exons. Bases 87 to 1703 code for a protein of 538 amino acids. Lineage: Eukaryota; Metazoa; Chordata; Mammalia; Perissodactyla; Equidae. The record is from RefSeq and is a predicted model, not a curated record. Gene Ontology annotation, cellular component: membrane. Gene Ontology annotation, biological process: regulation of T cell cytokine production; positive regulation of oligodendrocyte differentiation; inflammatory response. Gene Ontology annotation, molecular function: tumor necrosis factor receptor activity; tumor necrosis factor binding.
AGGCGCCCGGCGCAGAGGACCCGGGAGGAGGUGGAGGCGCGAGAGCCAGGACUGCUGGCCCGCCGGCGCUCGGCAGUGCCCGCACCAUGGCGCCCGCCGCUCUCUGGGCCGCGCUGGCCGUCGGACUGCAGCUCUGGGCCGCGGGGCGCGCCGUGCCGGCCCAGGUGGUGUUUCCCCGCUCUGUCCCGGAGCCCAGCAACUUGUGCCAGCCAAGAGAAUACUACGACGAGAGGGCCCAGAGGCGGUGCAGCCAGUGUCCACCCGGCUGCCGCGCAAAAAGUUUCUGCAACGAGACCUCAGAUACGGUGUGUGUCCCCUGCGAGGACAGCACAUACACCCAGCUCUGGAACUGGCUCCCCGAGUGCCUGAGCUGUGGCUCCCGCUGCAGCACCGGCCAAGUGGAAACUCAAACCUGUACUUUGAAGCAGAAUCGCAUCUGCACCUGCGAGCCGGGCAGGUACUGCAUACUUCCAAGGCAGGAGGGGUGCCAGGUCUGCGGGCUGCUGCGCAAGUGCCCGCCCGGCUUCGGCGUGGCCAAGCCAGGAACUGCGACAUCAAACGUGGUGUGUGCUGCCUGUGCCCCAGGGACGUUCUCCGACAGGACGUCGUCCACAGAUACUUGCAGGCCCCACCGGAACUGUAGCUCGGUGGCCGUCCCCGGCAAUGCCAGCAUGGAUGCCAUCUGCAAGUCUGUGCUUCCCACCCCGAGAGUGGCCUCGGAGCCAGCCUCUGUGCCCCAGCCAGGGUCCACGAGAUCCCAUCACGCGGAGCUGACCCGCGGGCCCAGCACAGCUCCUGGCACCUCCCCCCUCCCCCCGAUGGUUCCAAGCCCCCCAGCUGAAGGGCUCAUCACUGGCAACUUCUCCCUUCCAAUUGGGCUGAUCGUGGGAGUGACAGCCUUGGGUCUGCUAGUAAUUGGGCUGGUGAACUGUGUCAUCAUGACCCAGAAGAAAAAGAAGUCCUUCUGCCUGCAAGGAGAAGCCAAGGUGCCUCACCUGCCUGCUGAUAAGGCCGGAGGGGCUCCGGGCCAGGAGCAGCAGCACCUGCUGACCACGGCGCAAAGCUCCAGCAGCAGCUCCCUGGAGAGCUCAGCCAGCACCGCGGACAAGAGGGCGCCCACGGGGGACCAGCUGCAUGCCCCAGGCACGGGGAAGGCCAGCGGGCCUGGGGAGGUGCGGGCCAGCUCCAGCAGCUCAGCCCUCCGUCUCCCCUGCCUGCUUGGGGCUCUUCUAAGCAGAGCAGCUACCCGGCCCCGUCCUCCUCCCAGGCCGCUCUGGAGUCUGGACGACAAGCGGCCAGCGCUCCCCACACCCCGGCCACCACGUUCGUUGGCCCCAGCAGGUCCCACAGACCCGGGAGCAGCAGCAGAGCCUUCCUCUGGCAGCCACGGGACCCAGGUCAACGUCACAUGCAUCGUGAAUGUUUGCAGCAGCUCCGGCCACGGCUCGCAGUGCCCCUCCCAGACCAGCUCCACUGCGGGGGACACGGAUGCCAGCCCCUCAGACUCCCUGAAGGACGAGCAGGUCCCCUUCUCCAAGGAGGAAUGCCCUUGUCAGUCCCAGUCGGGGGCUUCAGAGACUCUGCUGCAGAACCCAGAGGAGAAGCCCCUGCCCCUUGGCGUGCCCGAGGGAGGGGUGAAGUCGUUAACCAGGCCAGCAAGGGAUGCGUCACAGCCGAGAGGCGCUGAUCUCUGGGCCUUCUAGGCCCCCAGCCCCAGGACUCUGGCUCUUUCUGGGCCAAAUUCCUUUAGCGGCCUCCAGCCUCAGCCUUCCUCUCCCCUGCAGGCAGAGGGACGAGGCAGGGAGAGUCGUGGAAAGCUCUCCCGUCAUGGUGCGCGUCCCUCCCAGAAGGCUAGCUGGGCAUGGACCUGCUGGGCAGCCCGGGGCGAGCCCUGCCUCUCUGAGAGCUGCCCCCAGCCUGUCCUGCGAGCUUGGCUUCUGCAGCCCUUGUUGAGAUCUUCCUCCCUGGGCCUGCUGGGGCGGAGGGGUGCCGUGUGUGCCAUCUGUGGAGCAGGGCAGUGGAGGAAGGGCAGCGCCUUAGCCUGGAUGCUGGGACUGCGGGCCGGUCCCAGCGGGGGUGGGGGUGUCAUCCACCAGAUGGUUCUGUGCCGGGCGGGGCUGGCAGUCCCUGUAGGGCGGUCCCCCAGGUUCCUCAGGACCCUUGAAAAGCACCACCUCCAAUCCGUUCCUGCCAGCUCCACCUCUUGUACAGUGGUGUGAAAACCAGCUGCGCAGAGGCCCAGGCAGGCAAGCGGAAUGAGGGCCCCGGCCGGGGCAAGAUGGCAAACCACUAACCGAUAGUCUUCCACUUUUAACAUGUGGCAAUUAAAAAGAAAAAGGAAGCCCCAUGAAGGCAACCAAGCCAACCACAUAACAAAGCCAAACUCAAGAGUUUGUGUCCUCUGCCUUUGACCUUCGUUUCAGGUCCCCCCAGCUCCGGCCCCUGCUCCCUGCUGUGUGGGGUGGGUUCUCCCAUCAGGGAGUUUCAGGAACUGGAGAUGACUGAGGCCCGCAGCCAUCUCUCUCCUCCUACCUCAGCCUGGAACUUUCUCCUUUGCCUCCCGAGAGGCUGCUCCUGUUUUCCCUGACCCCCUCCUGCUGUUCCUGGAGGCCCAGCCCCAGGGGAGCCAUGGGGCCGUGUUGGUACUGUGUCCGCUGCGAUCCCAAGUGGAUGUGAGAUGCCGAGAGCCUGUCUUGUGUGUGUGUGUCUGUGUCACGUUGUGGGUCUGUGUAGCCAUGUUGUCGGGUUGAAUAGCCUGCCUGAAGCAGCUGAAGCUGACAAUUCUGCCAAAGGAUUCCUUCAUUAAAGAGGCACCCCUCUCCCCCAACACACACCCCCGAGACCCUGCAGAGGGUGGACAAAUGUGACCUUGACCAGAUUCUGAAGGAAGGUGGGUGGGGACUCCUUGAGAAGGCAGUUGGGUCCCAAGCACUUGGAUCCCUUGUUGAAAAAUUCCACUGGACUUGAACUUGGCAGCUGAACCUUUGGAGGGUGGGAGAGUCCAGCCAUUACAACGGAGGUGGGAACGGCUUCCACCCUGGAAUGGGGAUAUCAGCUGCCUGGACUGGCUGGGGUCUCGGCCCACGUUCGACCCUGCAGGGCGAUGGGGCAUGUCUGCCCCCUGGUGGACAGUCCUGGGAGGACCUCGGCCACACUGUGAUCUCCCUGCAGAGCCAGGAAACUGGAGAUCGGAAGGAGACCCUUUCUGGGUGUGGCCUCAGUUGCCCAGCUGGUGUUGAUGCCCAGACAAUGAGUUUGCACUGUUGCUGGACAGCAUCCUUGCUUAUCAAUAAACCUUUUGUUUGUUGUA